GCCUCUCACACAAAUCUCAAACCCUACCUUGCUCGCUAUCCUUCCAGAUCCCGAGCUCCCCUCGCGCCCCGCCCCUCCCCGGCCCCCAUGCGGAUCCGCAGGUCCGCCUCCCGCCUGCUUGGCUCCGCCGUCUCGGGCUCCUGCACGGAGCCGCCCCGAAUCGAGCCGCCCCCGCCCCCGCCGCCAGCCCCAGCCCCAGCCCACGAAUCCGGCGCCGGGUUCGUGGGGCCGAAGACUUCCUCCGGCGGGGAGCCCUGCUGCGAGCUCAGCCGGUCGCCAUGGGACCUCAUGGCGCAGCUCGACCUCUCGGAUCCCCAGGUGGAGAAGCUCUUCGUGGAGACUUGCUUCAUGAGUGUUUCCUGGCGAGGUAGCUGGCUCUUCCCAUCAAGCAUUACCAUGCCUACUGGCUCCAUCAAGGAGGAGGAAGACUUGACCGUAGAUAUGGUUGACGGGGUCAUCUUGAAACUGCACAAAGCUGUGGAAAAGAUGGAGAGGAAGCCGAAGCCAAAUAAGGGGUUCAAAGUGCAGAAAGGAGUGUGGAGGUGCCGGAAGAAUGACGCCAAGAGGUGGUGCUGCCAGCGGCCCGCGAGUGAGCCCAACUCCUACUGCCCGUACCACUUGGACCAGAAGCCCCCCGUCAGCGACAAGCCACGUAGAAAGAGGCCCGACAUCGACCUGGGCGAGGGGUUCUACUACUAUGCGGGGUUCGGCCCCGGCACCAAGAAGCGCCGCACGUCAUGCAGCGACAGCGUGCCAGAACCUAUUCUGCCUGCUGAAUCUCUGAAAGAGGAGGCACCAUCUGAAAUGCAACUUAAUUUUAGUGCUUGUCAGGUACAAGUGAAUGAAUCAGACCAUCAAUCAGUGCUCCCGCCAUCAGCACACGUCGUCGACGAGCCUGGCACCGCUAGGAUGGUGGGCUGUGACAAGGAGAGCAGUGAUGAUGGCGUGCAGGAGCUUCCACUGCCUGCUAAACAACCAAAAGAGGAGGCACAGUCCGAAAUGCAACUUAAUUUUAGUGCAGGUCAGGAACAAGCUGAUGACUCAAACCAUCAAGAAGCAGCGGCAUCAGUACGUGUAGUCAACAAGCCUACGGGCAACGACGGCACCACUGGGAUUGCAGGCUGGGACGAGGAGAGCAGCGAUGAGGAAGCGCUUGGCUGCAAUGGCGAACAACCCCGCGGCACCAAGAGGAAGGGCCCGUUCAAGAAGAGGUGGAGGAAGCCUGUGAAAGCCCGGUCGCUCAAAUCGCUGAUGAUGUCGUAGUGCCUGACUCUCCGUGGUAAUUUAGUCUAGUUAGCUCAGCUUAGUCUGCUCCAGUUUUGGUGCUGAGUUGCAGUGUACAAACUGCUUGUAGCAUCUUUUUUGUGUGUGUACUGUACUGUUUUAGCUGUGUGUGUGCUGGCCGUUAGAUCGAUCUGAAUUAAUUUCUUAAAAGGUGCCGUUUAAUCGUUAUGGCAAGAUGCAGCCACUCUUUUGUUGCGGGUGAUUC
Molecule: messenger RNA, 1489 nt
Organism: Triticum dicoccoides
Lineage: Eukaryota; Viridiplantae; Streptophyta; Magnoliopsida; Poales; Poaceae
Exons: 2
Coding region: 88-1263 (391 amino acids)
Source: RefSeq, a predicted model, not a curated record